Messenger RNA from Ophidiomyces ophidiicola, 795 nucleotides. RefSeq names its product NADH:ubiquinone oxidoreductase 24 (gene NUO24). The transcript is spliced from 3 exons. NCBI's taxonomy places the organism in Eukaryota, Fungi, Ascomycota, Eurotiomycetes, Onygenales, Onygenaceae. The record is from RefSeq and is a predicted model, not a curated record. Gene Ontology annotation, molecular function: NADH dehydrogenase activity. The coding region runs from base 1 to 795 and encodes 264 amino acids.
AUGGCGUCGAAACUUUUACCAUUCACACUGCGGCAAUGUCGCCAAUCAAUUCGGCACAUUCCCGCCCAACCGCGACGCCGAUUUACAGCUGCUGUCCCAGCCCUUAGCGAUACUCUUGCGGUUCAUCGAAACUCACCCGAGAACAACCCUAGCAUUCCCUUCAAAUUCACCCAACAAAACCUCAAAGUCAUCGAUGAAAUUCUCAAAAGAUACCCCCCGCAAUACAAGAAAGGAGCUGUGAUGCCGCUAUUAGAUUUAGGGCAACGGCAGCUUGGCUGGACAAGCAUUAGUGUCAUGAAUGAGGUCGCACGGAUACUGGAGAUGCCCCCAAUGAGAGUAUACGAAGUCGCGACGUUCUACACGAUGUAUAACCGGAAUCCAGUUGGAAAAUACUUUGUUCAAAUUUGCACAACAACACCUUGCCAGCUUGGAGGCUGUGGAAGCGAUAAAAUUGUCAAAGCAAUCACAAAACACCUUGGUGUCUCGUCCCAUGGCCAAACGACCCCAGACAAUAUCUUUACUGUUUUAGAAGUUGAAUGCCUUGGUGCUUGUGUCAAUGCACCUAUGGUUCAAAUCAAUGAUGACUACUAUGAAGAUCUUACCCCAGAAAGCGCCGUCCAGUUACUAGAUGCAUUAAAGGCGUCUGCACUAGCUGGAGAAACUGGAAAGAAAGCCACAGUUCCGACCCCCGGUCCACUCAGCGGGAGACAUUCGUGUGAGAAUAGUGCUGGUUUGACAAGUUUGACGAGCCCAUUGUGGAGUACGGAGACUCUGAGAACGGAUGGGGAAUUGUAA